AUGAAUAUUUGGAGAAAAUUCAUCAACAAGUACGCAGAGCAACACCGGCGUGCAAAAAUGCUUACCAUUUGGCUGCGUAUGUUGCGAAAGCCGCGCCGAGCCUCGUAGACCUUUCGUUUCAGGCCUGAUCAACGUGUGCAUCCUGGCCAUUCCCGCCCAUAGUCUCUUCUCCACAGCCGCUCUCCUCUACUUCAUCGCUCCCUAUCGAAAAUUCGUCAAACGUCUUCUGAGAAUGGAGGAGGAGUCGAACACGCGAAUGAACAUGGUGUCUAGUGUGAAUUUAUGA
Messenger RNA from Caenorhabditis sp. 36 PRJEB53466, 286 nucleotides. NCBI's taxonomy places the organism in Eukaryota, Metazoa, Nematoda, Chromadorea, Rhabditida, Rhabditidae. The record is from the annotation of a GenBank genome assembly.